Molecule: messenger RNA, 2295 nt
Organism: Micropterus salmoides (largemouth bass)
Lineage: Eukaryota; Metazoa; Chordata; Actinopteri; Centrarchiformes; Centrarchidae
Product: probable polypeptide N-acetylgalactosaminyltransferase 8
Exons: 11
Coding region: 29-1867 (612 amino acids)
Cellular component (GO): Golgi apparatus
Source: RefSeq, a predicted model, not a curated record
AGCGCAUGAAACGUACAGAAGCAGCAAGAUGAGAUCUGGCUGGAUUAAAGGAUCACUUCUUGCCUUUGCUGUGACCGCGGCUCUGCUAUAUCUUGGCUCCAUUAAGAAGGAGGUCCAUAUCCAUUCAGAGAGACUCCAGAUGGCCCACGACAAUGACUCUAUCAGGAGUCAGGGAAUGCUUAUUAGGAUAGACGAGAUGGAAAUGAACAUCAACAGGCUGCUCAGUCUGAUAAAUAAUCUUGAUAAGAAGGAACCAGCACCACAGAAGAACCCAGAGGUGAAGAAGGAGAGGAAGGUGGUGAGGAAGCUGUACCCGAACUCUGCUCUGUUCAGGAAGUGGGGUAAUGAGCUUUCAGAGGAGGAGCAGAAGGAGGCCGAGAAUUUGUUUCAGAGAUACGGCUACAACGCCUUCCUCAGUGACAGGCUGCCUCUCAACAGAGAGAUCCCUGACACCAGGCCUGCCAGGUGUGCUGACAAAAAGUACCCAGAGGAUCUGCCUACCAUCAGUGUUGUUUUAAUCUACCUGGAUGAAGCUCUUUCUAUCAUCAAAAGGGCCAUCUGCAGCAUCAUAGACAAGACGCCAGCUCGGCUGCUGAAAGAAAUCAUACUGGUGGACGAUCACAGCAGUAAUGAGGAUUUAAUGGAGAAACUGGAUGAAUACAUCAACUCCAUCCACGAGGAGGUUCCAGGCCUGGUGAAGAAAGUCAGGCACUCGGAGCAGCUUGGCCUCACCCAGGCCAGACUGUCCGGAUGGAGGGCGGCUGUUGGAGACGUGGUGGCCAUCUUGGAUGCUCACAUAGAAGUCCAUGUGCAAUGGGCAGAGCCAUUGUUAGCUCGCAUUAAAGAGGACCGAACCGUGAUACUGACACCAGUGUUUGACAGAGUCAAUUUUGAUGAUUUGGCACUGACUCCCUACACACCUGCAGCAGAUGCCUUCGACUGGGCUCUGUGGUGCAUGUAUGUGUCCUUCAGACCCGAGUGGUACGCUUUAAAGGACGAGUCACAACCUGGCAAGAGCCCCUCCAUCAUGGGGAUUCUUGUAGCUGAUCGGAUGUUUUUUGGAGAGAUCGGAAGUCUUGAUGGUGGAAUGAAAAUUUAUGGAGGUGAAAAUGUGGAACUCGGCAUCCGGGUGUGGCUGUGUGGAGGAAGCAUAGAAGUCAUACCUUGCUCUAAAAUUGCCCACAUUGAACGGGCCGUCAAGCCUUACCUCCCAGACUUGAGUGUAAUGGUAAAGCGUAAUGCUCUGAGGGUGGCGGAGGUGUGGAUGGAUGAAUAUAAAUACAAUGUCAACAUUGCCUGGAACCUUCCCCUAGAGAAUCAUGGGAUAGACAUUGGGGAUAUAUCAGAGAGGAAAAAGCUGAGAGAGAGGCUGAAUUGCAAGCCCUUUAAGUGGUAUUUGGAAAAUAUUUACCCCAUGCUAGACCCUCUGCAUGACCUGUUAGGUUAUGGAGUGCUAAUUAAUGACCUGAAGCCAGAUCUCUGUGUUGACCAAGGCCCGGUUCCUGGGAACACACCCAUUGUAUAUGCAUGCCACAACUACUCACCACAGCACUGUUAUUAUCGCUCUGAUGGCCAACUCUACAUCGGCGGAAUCAAAUCUCACAAGUACAGCAGCAACCGCUGUCUGGUGGACCCCGGCACCGGAGUCUACCCAGGACUCUACAACUGCAAACUGGCCCAGCAGAAGAACUUCCACAUGCUGUGGGAUUUUAAACAGAAAGGACUAAUCCAGAACAGAGAAACAAAGAGAUGUCUAGAAGUUGCAAUGGGUGAAGACGGCUAUUACAAACUUGUUGUACAGCAGUGCAGUGGUCAGAGCUGGAAGAUAGAAAAUCUCAUCAAAGACUUUACUUUACUGCACACCUGAAUUGGACCUACAAGAUCUACAAGGAACUAAUGCUUUUUAUUUUAUUCUUGUUUUUGCAUCAUGCCAUUUUGACAAAUGUAACUUUCACACAAACUUUGUGUAUUGUUUCUUUUCCAAAAAUGUCAUUUGUGGUUACAGUUUUUGAAUUCCUUUUUCUGGUGGCAAAAUUCGCUGUGGACAACUUAUAAAAUUCCUUUUGUAGUUUUUCCAGUAAAAGAACUAUAGUUCAGAAACUUGUGUGAGGGUUUUAACUUACCUACAGUACCCACCUUUCUAUGUCCGACCUAUUUUUAACUCCUUUCAGCCUAUCCUUUUGCAAAGAAACAGUUCCAAUGAAACACCCUACAUUGAAUCUGAAUUGUUUACAUAAAGGCUGCUAAUGGUCUAUAGAUAUUUGCUCUAUGACAAACAUCAUUCAAGUCAAAUAG